AUGCUGCAGGAAUCAUCGACAUUGAAAAGGAGGGUGGACGCUGUCCGUGCAGCUGUCGACACCAGACAUGAGCAGGCCACUGCUCAUUGCUCACCCAUUCAGACAUCCACACAGGAAGCAGCCAAUGGGGGCACAUUUGACUGGGCGCGGCAGUGGUACCCCCUGGCAUUCGUGGAGGACCUGGAUCCGGGCAGGCCACACGCGAUGGAGCUGCUGGGGAAACGCUUAGUCAUCUGGUAUGACUCGCGUCAGCACAAGUGGACCGCCUUUGAAGACCGCUGCCCCCACAGGCUUGCUCCUCUGUCAGAGGGGCGGAUAGAGCCGUCGGACGGAACGCUGAUGUGCUCGUACCACGGGUGGCGUUUCAGGGGUGACGGUGCAUGCACGCGCAUCCCCCAGGCGCUUGAUGCCCGGGCCGAGGACACCGCCUGCUCCAGCGGCCGCUCCUGCGCAGCCGUGCACCCCACACAGGUGUCGCAGGGGUAUGUGUGGGUCUGGGGGGACUGCAGCGCCAGCGCGGCGGCUGAGUCGGCGCUGAUGCCGCCGUUACUCAUCCCAGAGCUGUCACCUGACGACACCGGCCAGGCGACUGACGGCGGUCCAGUCAUCUCUGCCGCCAGCCGAUACGCCCGAGACCUACCCUACAGUUGGGACGUUCUAGUGGAGAAUUUUCUGGAUCCCUCCCACGUCAGCUUUGCCCAUCACGGCGUGCAGGGCAACAGGGAAUCUGAGAAUGUGGGUGUCUUCGAGAUAUCUCCCACAGACCGGGGGGACCCGAUGCACCCCCCGCAGGAGGCCAUCAGCAUGGAUGUCAAGAGCGCCGCGUUUGGAACGCGCGGCGGGAAGGUGAAGUGGAGCCAGAUGCCAAUGUUUGUGGUCCCGACAGGCCCCGGGCGCAGCCGCGUGCUCUGGUGGCUGAUCGUGCAUGCGGACGGCUUGCCGGCGCCAUUUCGUGCGCUGGCCGGCCUGAAGCCGCGCUGGGCCGACCACCUCACCCGCAAUUUAGUGUUCGACGGGGACAACAUCAUCCUCCACAUUCAGGAACGGGUGCUGGCUGAGGACAGGAGGAAGGGUGGAAGCUGGAGGCGUUCCUACUUCAUGCCCACCCAGGCUGACAGGAUUGUGACGGCGUUCCGGCAGUGGUUUGAGGAGAGGGCCGGCGGGGGGCCCAUAGCAGGGAACGCUGAUGCAGACCGCAUCGAGCCCAGCAGAGCUGUGCUGCUCGACCGCUACUCCUCGCACACUCGCCACUGCAAGAGCUGCUCUCAGGCACUCGGAGUGGCGAAAGUGCUGCAGGUAGCAGUGACAGCGCUCGCUGUGCUGUCUACCCUUGGCCUGGCAUACUGGGUGGGUUCCAGGGGUGGGCAGCCCCCUCUGGUGACAGCAGGGAUCUUUCUGCUGGCAGCUGCGUCCACUGCAGCUACUGUUUGGCUGCGCAACCUGGUGCAGAAGUUCUAUUUUGUAGACUACGUGCAUGCAGACAAGCACUGA
This is a messenger RNA of Coccomyxa subellipsoidea C-169, 1491 nucleotides long. RefSeq names its product ISP domain-containing protein. The transcript has 10 exons. Gene Ontology annotation, molecular function: chlorophyllide a oxygenase activity; 2 iron, 2 sulfur cluster binding. The record is from RefSeq and is a predicted model, not a curated record. Bases 1 to 1491 code for a protein of 496 amino acids. NCBI's taxonomy places the organism in Eukaryota, Viridiplantae, Chlorophyta, Trebouxiophyceae, Coccomyxaceae.